AGUUCUGAUUAGAACGCGUUCGGGUGCGGUUCAGUAGCGGUUCGCAGGCGGUUUUCGGGCGUCGAUUGUCGGACGCGAUUUUCGCGCUUUUCCUGGCCUUACGCGGGCUCUGUGUGUGUGCUCUGGUGUGAAUGUGAAAUUAUUAAACAACAUGUGCCAUUGGGCAAUGUCUCAAAUAUAUACAAAUAUAAAUUGAUAUAAAUGAUUGCAAAAUAGGCGACACGAAGGAGUGAAAUCUUUGAAAUAGAACCGUUUUUUUCCUGAUUUCCGCACCACAAGAAAGGAAGCAAGGAAGUCGGGUGGCAACAAGUGCUCCACCCACCAAGGACCCAGACACUCCGGAGUCCUUCGUCCUGGGUAGGGCAAUCUGAACACACAGCUGUAGGCUGUGGAUUUCACACCUCCCAUCCCUUCCCCAGACCCGAAGGAUUCCGCCAUGGUAAAACAUAAUGCGGAAACUGCGAAAACGGAAAACGGUACAAGUGCAACGAAUCUGAUUGUGAAAAGCGACGGAAAUGCAUCUCAGCCGAGGACCAUGACGACCACUUCCUCCUCCUCGGCGGCCAAAAUGGCGGAGGCCCUGUCAGCCUCCUUGGCGGAUUUGAGCGAAGGGGAGAACGGAACGACGGCCGAGGAUAUCCACCUGAAUGAUUUGUACACACGCUACCGCCAACGGCUGCGAAAAUCGCUAUUCAGAUCCGGCCUGCUGACAUCAUUGCUGGCAUGUGUGGUGUCCAUAAUAAUCGGCAUCGUUUAUGACCAGCACCUGGGGCGGACUCUCUUGCUCGUCCUGGCGGCUCUAAUCUCCGGCUCCAUACUCACGGCCCUGCAGUUUCCGGCGGUGCUGAGCUCCCCGGCUGCCGCCUUGGCCUUCGCCAUCGUCACCACCUUCUCGCUGGGCACCAUUGCGGCCAUCACCGGGGAUGAACUGGCUCCCCUGCCGCUGUACGCACUGUUCCUGUGCAUCCACUCCAUGCUGCCCAUAUCCUGGCCCGUCUCUGUGGUCCUGGCGCUUUUUAUGACCGCCAUCCAUAUCGUUUACCGGAUCGGCACCAGCCCGGAAUAUUCGCCCAAUCUGCCAAUGCUCUUCGGAGAGAUUGUGAUGCUGGCCAGUGCAUCCAUUUCCGGACUCUAUUAUCGCAUAAUGUCAGAUGCGGCCCACAAUAGGACCGUGGACGGAACCCGGACGGGAAUCGAGCAGCGCGUAAAACUGGAAUGCGAACGGGAACAGCAGGAGCAACUGCUGCUCAGCGUGAUUCCGGCGUAUAUUGCCGCCGAGGUCAAACGGAGCAUUAUGCUGAAGAUGGCCGAUGCUUGCCAGCGGGCUGGGGGCCAAGCCUCCACCUCCGCCACUCGAUUCCACGAGCUACACGUCCAACGGCAUACCAAUGUCACAAUCCUCUUCGCAGAUAUUGUCAACUUCACUCCAUUGUCCAGUUCUCUGACGGCCAGCGAUUUGGUGAAGACCCUCAAUGAUCUUUUCGGUCGAUUUGAUCAGAUAGCGCAGGAAAACCAAUGUCUGCGCAUUAAGAUUCUUGGGGACUGCUAUUACUGCGUAUCCGGCCUGCCCAUUUCCCGGCCCCAACAUGCAACCAACUGUGUCAACAUGGGCCUGCAGAUGAUCGAUGCCAUCAGACACGUGCGUGAGGCGACCGGCAUAAAUGUUGACAUGCGAAUUGGCAUCCACACUGGCAACGUUCUCUGCGGCGUCCUUGGCCUACGAAAGUGGCAAUUUGAUGUUUGGAGCGACGAUGUUACCCUGGCCAACCACAUGGAGAGCGGCGGUGUCGCUGGGCGGGUUCACAUCACGAAGCAAACCCUGGACUUCCUGGGCGACAAGUUCGAGGUGGAGCAGGGCGAGGGCGGUAAUCGAGACGCUUAUCUGGCGGAUCACAAGAUUGAAACGUAUCUCAUUGUGCCGCCCAAGCCGGCGUACACGUACAGCGUGCCCCGGGUGGUGGAGUGCAUCGAACACAACGAUCCCAGUCCAACGACAGAGGAGGCCAAGGAGGUGGAAACACUAGUCACCGUCCCUGCCAUUGAAGGCAGCGAUGCUACUGACAACCUGCUGCCGACUACCAUCGAUCAGCGUCCUGUAAUUUCCCAGCCGGAAGAGAAGAUGUCCCCCACAUCGGUGAAUAGCCAGGAAACGACGCCCCUGCAUGCUCCCUUGGCCUCAGCCGCCUCGAUGUCCAUCAAGGAGAUGUCCGAGGAGGAGGAGGACGAAGCCGACGAGGCCACCGCCGUCACUGAGCCGUUAAUGGUCAAGGAUAAGGAAAAGGACUCAGCUAGUCAGGAGGCCAAGCCGAAUGGUGGCCAUCGUGGUAGUGGCGACUCUGCUGCAUCGGAAUCUGCCGCCAAGUCCACCGCCCUCUCCCUUCCAGCCGAAGAUCUGCUUAGCAUGAGUGGCAGCGAGAGCGGCAUCUCCAACUCGGGCACUCCGGCUCCUUCUUCGAAUCCUGCGAGUGUCACUCCCACCACUGCGGCGCCUCCGGGAGCGUCAUCGGCCAGUAACAGUUUGACAGUCGCCGAAGCACCUGAAAGAUCGCGCAGGAAGUUGUCCGUGCAAGGUCUGAUGUCCUUUGCCGACAGACGCCGCUCCUCCGGAGCCUUCAUCGAAGGACGCAAGCUGUCCAUUCACAGUGGCGAAAGUUUCCGCAGCCACGGGGGUCAUGUGACCCGCAAUCGUCCCUCAUCCAAGAUGACCAAAUAUGUCGAGUGCUGGGGAGCAGACCGACCCUUUGCCAAUAUUGCGGAAUCGAAACUGGUUAAGAACAUUGGACUGGCGAGCAUUGCCAUGAUUGAAUCAAAUUUACUGCCACCCGAGCGUAAAUGUUUCAAUUUUAAUUUCUUCGGGCCACCCACGGAGCUGAAACCUUUCACCAUGUGGUACCGCAACACGCCCCGGGAGGCCAUGUACCGGGCCCAGCCAGAUACCCACUUCCGGUUCGACCUGAUUUGCGCCUUCAUCCUCUUCCUCUCGCUGGCCAUCGUCCAGUUGAUUGUAAUCGAAUUGAACUUGGUUCUGCUUGGCUCGCUCCUGGCCAGCUUCGUGUCCUUGGCACUUUUCCUUUAUCUGAGCAACGUGUGCGUGCCGGAUGUGCACACCUCAACCACGGAGCGUAAUGGUCCGGGUCAGGUGGUGGCCAGUAGUCGCUACUUGAGACUGGCCAUGUUUAUUGUGGUCAACAUUCUCAUCUCGUCCUGUGCGGUGUUCAGUGUGAUCAACUACUCGGUGAUUCCGGGCGAUGUUCCCAAUGAACUUUCUAACGACACCUCCAUGGCCAGAAAUUCAUCGAAUGACUCAAUUAAUGCUACUUUCCUGGAGGACAUUAGGCCCCUGGAAGUCAAUCCUGCUUUACCCAUUGCCCCCGUGUUUCUGUAUUGUUGUGCCAUAAGUUUGGCGGCCAUUUCCGCCUUCCUUCGGUCUGGGUUUAUCCUCAAACUGAUUGCCAUGCUGGUGGCACUGAUAGGACAGGUCACAGUGCUCGGUUAUAGCGAUCUUUAUAUGCAAUACAAUAAGAGAUUCAUCGAAAAUGGAUUACCCCUGGAGAUCAAGGGCUUCCUGCUGCUUCUGGUCAUCAUUCUGGUGCUGCACACCCUGGACCGUCAGGGAGAGUAUGUGGCCCGCACGGACUUUCUGUGGAAGGCCAAGCUGAAGGUCGAACAGGAGGAGGUGGAAACGAUGCGCGGCAUCAACAAGAUUCUGUUGGAGAACAUCCUUCCCGCCCACGUGGCCACGCACUUCCUGCACCUGGAACGCUCCACGGAGCUCUACCACGAGAGCUACUCCUGCGUGGCGGUCAUGUUCGCCUCCAUUCCCAACUACAAGGAGUUCUACGAUGAGACGGAUGUCAACAAACAGGGCCUGGAGUGUUUGCGUCUCCUGAAUGAAAUUAUUUGUGAUUUCGACAAGUUGCUCUUGAAGCCAAAGUUCAGUGGAAUCGAAAAGAUAAAGACCAUAGCCAGUACGUAUAUGUGUGCUUCGGGUCUGAGGCCCGGCAAGGAGGAUGGAGCCACGUCACGUAGUUUUGCGGAUGAGAAGCGAACGGAGGAACACAACGUGGUCAUAUUGGUCGAGUUUGCGAUUGCUUUGAUGUCCAUAUUGGAUUCGAUUAAUCGGGAGUCGUUCCAGCGCUUCCGUCUCCGAAUCGGACUCAAUCAUGGUCCGGUGAUUGCCGGAGUGAUUGGCGCCCAGAAGCCCCAAUACGAUAUUUGGAGUAACACGGUUAAUGUGGCCUCCCGCAUGGACUCCUGCGGCGUAAUGGGACGCUUACAGACAACGGAAAACACUGCGAAAAUAUUGAUGGCCGCCGGAUACGAGUGCGAAUGCCGUGGCCUGACCUAUGUGAAGGGCAAAGGCAAUCUAGUCACCUACUUUGUAAAGACACCAUUUGAUGGAAAAUUGUAAAAUCAUCCACUCGCUGUUAAUAAUAUUUAAUGGAUAUUUAUGAAUCAUGUAGCGUAGCUUA
Drosophila ananassae is the source of this 4472-nucleotide messenger RNA. RefSeq names its product adenylate cyclase type 2 (gene Adcy2). Gene Ontology annotation, molecular function: adenylate cyclase activity. The record is from RefSeq and is a predicted model, not a curated record. Gene Ontology annotation, biological process: adenylate cyclase-activating G protein-coupled receptor signaling pathway; adenylate cyclase-inhibiting G protein-coupled receptor signaling pathway; intracellular signal transduction. NCBI's taxonomy places the organism in Eukaryota, Metazoa, Arthropoda, Insecta, Diptera, Drosophilidae. The transcript is spliced from 21 exons. The coding region runs from base 437 to 4411 and encodes 1324 amino acids. Gene Ontology annotation, cellular component: plasma membrane.